GGAAAUUUAGUGAGAGUUGAAAUUUGGAAUUGGAAACGUCAACGGACGGAAAUUUUGAAAAUAUUAAAAACAAAACGGUUUUCCACGAUUUAAAGGUGUUUAUCUGCAUGGGUGUGGGCAGAAUGUGGCGCGAGUGUACGGUUGUGUGUUCGAAGUCUUGAAACGCAAUUAAUAAUUUCCAAUGAAAUAAUGAUGAAUUGUAAUAACAACCCUUCAAACGGUUAAGAAAAAUAAAUUAAAAAAAAACGGAAUAACGGUGAAUAUUUAAUAGAAUUUAAUGCAUUUUGCAAAGCUAGACGUCAUCGACGCCGUUGUAAUUAAUGUGUUAAUAUACAUGCGUUAAUGUUAUAAAAUAUUUAAAAAGAAUAAAAUACACAAGGCGUCAAUGUAAAUGGUUCGAAGUGAGAACUACUUUUGUGAUUACUCAAUUUUUGUUUUUGUAAAUGGUCAAAUGUCAAAGUGUGAAAUAAAUUUGGGAAAUUUUGAAAAUUAAAACAAAUGAAAAUGGUAACACGGGCCUCUAGCGUACCCCAACUGAACAACAGCAGUGGUGGUAGCAGUGGCAGCGGCAGUUACAAAGGCUCCAGUGGUAGUCGAGGUCGUGUCGCUGCCAGGACACGUCGCUCCACAGGUGGUGGCAAGUCUGUUACCCCAACAUCCCGAAGUCAACCACAACAUGUCGCCACAUUGCCACGUUCCCGCAGUCUCAUAAACAACAUGAGACGGGUUAGCCCGCAAAAGUCCACUACAGGCAGUUCAGGAUCUAGGAAUACACCAGUUUUUCUGCGUUCACGUGAAAAUGAAAUUGGCAGUGCUGAUACACUGGAAAUUGUGGCCUCAAAAUCAGCUGGAACGGGUAGUGAACCAUCAACGCCAGAGGAUAACAUAAAUGUUGUGGUACGCGUUCGACCGCUCAACGAACGAGAGAAAAGAGAUCGACAUGGUUCCAUAUUGCAAUUUCCCGGAAAUGGUCAAAUUAUAAUUGAGGGCAGCAACUCGGCCAGAAGUCGUAAUCGUGAAAAUGUCCGCGUAUUCACCUACAAUGUCGUCUUUGAGCCUGGCGCUACCCAAGAGGAUAUUUUGGAUUAUUCUGGCAUCAAGCGCAUCAUUGAAAUGGGAAUUGAGGGCUUCAGUUGUACAGCAUUUUGUUAUGGCCAAACGGGUUCGGGUAAAACGCACACAUUAACCGGUCCACCAGAGUUGUUUCUUGGCAAGCCGAAUCACAAAGAUCCGCGACAUGGUCUUAUCUUCCGAUCGUUUGUGUACCUCUUCCAGUUGAUAAGGAAUCGUCAGGAUACAUCCUUUGUUUUAAAGGCCUCAUUUAUGGAAAUCUACAAUGAAAGGGUUAUUGAUUUGCUGAAUCCCGGUUCGCAGCGCAAACCCUUGUCCGUGCGAUGGUCAAAGAAAUCGGGCGGAUUUUUUGUGGAAAAUCUAUUCACGGUCGAUUGUGAAGAGUUGGAUGAUUUGUUGGCUGUCCUGGAGGAAGGAAUGCGGAAUCGUGCCGUUGGCUCCCAUGCUAUGAAUGAUCAUUCCUCCAGAUCACACACCAUACUCACUGUGCACAUAAUAUCCGAGCAACAAACUGAUGGUGGUGUGUUCCUAUCCAAACAUGGAAAAAUCAACUUCGUGGACUUGGCGGGAAGCGAACUAACCAAGAAGACAAUGAGCGAGGGAAAAACACUGGAGGAGGCCAAUAACAUUAAUAAGAGUCUUAUGGUUUUGGGUUACUGUAUUGCCUCGCUGAGUGAUAGUAAGAAACGUUUCGGCCACAUACCCUAUCGUGAUAGUCAGCUGACAAAACUGCUAGCCGAUAGCUUAGCGGGCAAUGGUGUCACCCUGAUGAUAGCCUGCGUCUCACCGGCCAAUUAUAAUUAUGCCGAAACUUUGAAUACCCUACGUUAUGCGUCGAGGGCGAAACGUAUACGCACCAAACCGGUCAUUAUGAUGGAUCCACGAGAGGCGCUGAUUUUAAGUCUUAAACGUGACAUCAAUGCCCUGGAAAUGGAAAAUGAACAUUUGAAGGCUGCCCUCCAUUAUCACCACAACACGAUUAAGGAGGCCAGCAUGAGUGCGGAGAAUAGUGCCGAAUUGACCGAAAUACCAAUGGACAAUGGUGGUGGGCCAAUACCGAAAAUAAAUUUGGAACGUUUGCCCGAAUUGGAUGGCAGUGAGCUGGCGGAAUUGGUCAAAUUGUAUAUGCAAGAAAAUGAAGCGUUGCGACAGGAGAAUAAUCAUUUGUUUACGGUGCGAGAGACCAUACUGCGUGAUCAGGAAAUUGUUUGUCGAGAAAAUGAACGUUUGCUCAAGAAGCUGGAAGAUGUCAAUAAAGUUUGUGUUCGUUCUCCUUUGAUUCCGGCCAGGGCGGCAUUGUCUUCAGCAUCCGGUAGUGAGACGCCGGGAACUGAAAUUUGGACCAAUCCCCAAGAUUCUCCAGAUGAAAGAGAUCCCAACGAUUUGCAGGGACGCAUAUCGGAAAACAAUGAAAAACGUACGGACGAGGAACAGCGUAAAAUUGAUCAAGAUCGCAUUGCUCGCAAUAUCAUAGAAAUGGCCAAUAAAUUUCCAAGCAGGAAUUCCAAAGAUGAAGGCACCAACACAACUUUACCGGCCAAUGCAAAUGAUGUCAAUACCGAUGUCAAUGGCUUUUUGCCAGACAUGUUAACCUAAUGUCAUAUUAUGGGAAUGAUUUUGAUCCAAUGGUUUCAGAUAUAUACAAAUGUUGAACUCUAUUCAUAUUUCGUUAUUAAUUUAAGUGCUUAAAACAUAUAUUUAGUUAAAAUAAAGAUAAUAAA
Musca domestica (house fly) is the source of this 2792-nucleotide messenger RNA. It is a transcript of the gene Klp54D, whose product is annotated as kinesin-like protein KIF12. Gene Ontology annotation, biological process: microtubule-based movement. Bases 499 to 2667 code for a protein of 722 amino acids. Lineage: Eukaryota; Metazoa; Arthropoda; Insecta; Diptera; Muscidae. The transcript is spliced from 10 exons. The record is from RefSeq and is a predicted model, not a curated record. Gene Ontology annotation, molecular function: microtubule motor activity; microtubule binding; ATP binding.